CAUAGUUGGAAAAUUCGCCGACAAGACCACCAUAUGUAGUCGCGGCCAACGCGGGAGAAACCUUCUGAAAUGUCAAAUUCGAAAAAGAUUCCCGCCAGGUCAAAACCCGCCCUCGCUGUUCUCCUCAGUCCUCAGCACAAUGCCAAUCCCUAGCGCGCUCCUCCGACGAUUCUUUCAUGGCAAACCUCAAUCUCAACCCCUCCGCUGGAAGUAAUUUCUCAGCCAUGGAUACCUCAAACACUAACCCUAUUCUCUCCUCCAAAUCCAACAUCUACCACAUCAGCGGCGUCCCGGUAGAGUUCCCCUACAAACCCUACGGCUCUCAGCUGGCCUUCAUGAGCCGCGUCAUCUCCACUCUUGACCGCGCACGCCGACAGGGCCACUGUCAUGCUCUCCUUGAGUCCCCCACUGGCACCGGUAAAACCCUAUCCCUUCUCUGCGCUUCCCUUGCGUGGCAGCAGCAACAGAGUCUUCGUCACCUCUCCAGCCCCGCUUCCAUUGUCUCGCCGAAUGCUGAGGUUGCCGAUCCCCUUCUCCACGGUGGUGGUUUCAUCCCUGAUCCCGAUGCAUCUGGGAAUCCAGAGAUGCCUCAGCAAGGAACGAAAGCUAAGACCCAGAAGAGGCUCACGACUCCCAACAUUUAUUAUGCAUCGAGGACACACUCUCAGAUCAGUCAAGUGAUUCGGGAAUACAGGAAGACAUCUUACCGCGUGCCUAUGGCUAUUCUGGCAUCACGCAAGCACUAUUGUACCAAUAAGUAUGUAUGCGGUAAAGAAAACGUGGAUGAAGUAUGUAAAUUGCUCCUGAAGGAUCAAUCUGGAGGUUGUCUUGAGUUCAAAAAUGCAAAUAAAGUCAAAAGUCAUCCUUCUCUUCAGAUUGGUGGAUGUUUUGAGGUUCAUGAUAUAGAGGAUCUAGUGAGGAUUGGUCAACGUGUAAAAGGUUGUUCAUACUUUGCUGCUCAAACUCUUGCAGCUGAAGCACAGUUAGUCUUUUGUCCAUACAGCUACAUCAUAAAUCCAAUUGUUCGGAGAGCUAUGGACGUUGAUAUCAAAGGAUGCAUUAUAAUUCUUGAUGAAGCCCACAACAUUGAAGACAUGGCACGUGAAGGUGGCAGUGUGGAUAUUGAAGAAGAAGUGCUUCAUGCACUUCAGGUAGAAUUAGAGCAGUUGUGCAUGAAUGAUAAUCUUGCGGUGACAUAUAGACCACUAUAUGAUGUCAUUGAGGGAAUUGUAGGUUGGAUCAAUAUGAGGAAAGAUAAUUUGCAGAAAUGUGAAUUUGAGCAUUAUUUAUCAUCUUGGACUGGUGAAAAGGCCACGCAAGAGCUUCAACAAGGUGGAAUUUCUCAACAAUCUUUUCCGGUUCUUCAAGAAUGUGCUACAAAGGCAAUCAAAGCAGCAUCCGAUGCAGCACCAGAUGAACCACGUUUAACUGGCAUCUCAUUAAUAACUCUUGAAGGACUCUUCUCCUCGCUUAGUUAUUUUUUCUCCGGGAAUGGAUGUCAUGCAAAUGAUUAUCAGCUUGCAUUGCAACGUUCUGUCAAGCGAGAUGGGAAUAAUGCUGCCAGUGACUGGACGAUCUCUCUAAGCUUGUGGUGCUUAAACCCAGCUGUCGUCUUUAAAGAGAUCGCAGAACUGUCUCUCUCUGUGAUUCUAACAUCUGGGACGCUUUCUCCUGUAAGCUCUUUUUCAUCCGAACUUGGUGUACGGUUUGACACUUGCAUGGAAGCACCACAUGUGAUUAAUACGGAGUCCCAGCUUUGGGCAGCAGUUUUCUCUUCUGGAGUCGGGAAUAUUCAGUUGAAUGCUAGCUAUAGAUCUGCUGAUAAUUAUGCUUUCCAGGAUUCACUGGGAGCAACGUUGGAGGAAAUUUGUAAGAUUGUACCAGGUGGUGCUCUUGUUUUCUUCCCUAGUUAUAAAUUGUUAGAGAAGCUACAAGCUCGUUGGCAUCAGACAGGCCAAUGGUCUAGGUUAAAUGCACAAAAAGACUUAUUCAUUGAGCCAAGGGGAAGUACCAAUGAGUUUGAGCCAGUUCUGAGAGGCUACUAUGAUACAAUUUCUGGAAAAAGUAAAAAUGUACCAGGAAAAGUUAGACUUGGUCUAAAGCGGUCACUCAAACAUUCUGGCUUUAAGGAUUCUCAUCAAAAUCUAAGUAAAGGGGCUGCUUUUCUUGCGGUUUGUCGAGGAAAGGUAUCAGAAGGAAUUGACUUCUCAGAUGACAAUGCAAGAGUAGUUGUAAUUGUUGGCAUUCCAUUUCCGAACAAAAAUGACAUUCAGGUGAUGUUGAAAAAGAAAUUUAAUGACACUUACAGAUCCUCAAAAAAUCUCAUAAGUGGAAGUGAGUGGUAUUGCCACCAAGCAUUCCGUGCCUUAAAUCAGGCUGCAGGUCGUUGCAUCAGGCACAGGUUUGAUUAUGGAGCCAUUAUUUUGUUAGAUGAGCGUUAUAGGGAGCAACGUAAUCUUGCUUAUAUAUCAAAGUGGUUGAGGAGCUCAAUUAAAUUUUAUAAGAGCUUCGAUGACUCAUUGGAGGGACUGCAAACCUUUUUCAGAGAUACGAAGAAACUACAGAUUUCGGAUGAGGAUUCUAAUGAUCUUACUGAUCUUAAUAAUAAUAAGGGGAAAUCCGAGCCUUUUAAGUCAUCAAAACAGGCGACUCCACCAAAGGGGAAUCAGAAAAUAAAUAAGUCCAGCAAUCGUAUCGAAAAAAUUGAUUCAGAUAAGAAGACUUCAGCCAAGAUUAACCAGUUCACAAUAACAUCAGCUUGUUUAGUUAAUGAUAGUUCUCUUGGCUUCCAGCCACAAACUCCAACAGUUAAGAGAAGGGCUGGAGAGUCAAAUGAGAAAAUUUUAAACUGCUGCACUUUCAAUGAUUCUGAAAAUAAAUCUCUGAACUGCUUAUGGUCUCAAUCAUUCUCCCCUGGAAGCAGUCCAGAUUUACCCAUGGUUAUUGAUGAAGAUGUCAGAAGCACUGGGCAAGACACUUACCCAAUUUUCCGGAAUUUACAUAAGUUUUCAGAUUUCCCAACCUCGUUAACAUGUGGUAAAACUUCAAAUGGAUUAGCUUCACAGGAUGUUGGCAUAUUAUCAGUUACACCUGCAAAAAUAGCAUCUUCACUACCUUCUGAUCCUAAAUUGGAAAAUUUAUCAGUUCUCCAAAACUUCCAUCAGUUUCCAGAAAUUCCUUCCUCCUUAUCAUGUGGCACAACUGCAAAUGAAUUUGCUUCUCAGGAUAUUGGCCUAUCAACCGUUACUCCAAAAAAAUUAGCAUCCUCAGAGCCUCCAGACGCCAAACAAAGUCAGCAUUGUGUUAUGAGCAUAAGCUCUUGUAAUCAGAAGAAAAGGAGGUUGAAGGUCUUGCAGAACAAUAGCUAUCCUGAAAUGCACUUUUCAAAUCUGUGUUUUGAUGAAUCAAUUGCUCAGCUUGCUCUUCCUAGCAGCAUCAAUAUUCCUAGAAAUAUUGAUCCAAGAACUGAUUAUUCCUUGGAGGAUAAUGAGAAAGUGAAACUAGAGCUGUUUAAAUCUGAAAGUCAGGAUAUCAUCUUUCAGUCUUCUGAUAUUUGCAGUGAAAUAAAGCUGCAUGUUAGCUGCUCAUCCUGCAAAUAUCCCUUGGGAUUGCCUAAGAACAGAUUUCUUGUUAAAAGCCUCAUGAUACUAUCAUCAAAACUCUUUCUGUCAUAUAUUCGGACAUAUGGAACUCAUGGUUCCUUUACGCCAGAGUGUCUUUCAAAGACUCCCCCGACAGUCAUAAAUGUCUUAAGCUGUGAAAUGUUGUCCAUCAACGAGCUAAUCAUUAAAGGCAAUGUGAACAAUUUCUCAAAGCAUGGAGUAUGGUGUGAAGAAGAUGGUUGUGUAUUCAAAGCUAUAUUUUGCCCCUUUUGCAAGAAUUAUGAUACUUGUCUUGGUGUCCACGUUUUAGCAACUGAUUCCUCAAAUGCUAGCUUACUAAACAAGGUUCUCUUUUAUGCAGAUUGCCUAUGCAUUAGUGAACCAAAAACAUUCAACGAGAGUACUCUGCCCAAAAAUGAUAACCUUCUUGGUGAAUCUUCUGAUCAUAUUGAAAAUGAGAAAUAUACUCCGCUCGAAGAACCCGCUUGUGAUGCAAAGCAAAAGCCAGCUGCAAUUAUGAAAUAUACUGACAAUCCUCAAGCCAAGAAGCCUGCUUUCAGUCCUAAGGAAAGGCUCGUUGAUCAUAAAAAUGCCGACAGUCAUCAACCUAAGCCAAUAGAAAUUGAGAAAUUUACUUACCAACCUCAAACUAAGCCAGUUAAGUUUGAGAAAUUUCCUUCCAAUAUCCAAAAAAUGACAGAUCAAACUGUGAAAUUUGCAAACUGGUCUCAGCCCCGGGGCUCUAAUUCUUCAGCCACAACAAAAUCAAAGCUUAAACUACCCAAACGGCAAGAAAAUUCCUCCAAAAAAUGAUGAAUUCACAUAUGAUGGGCAAAUUACUUGGAACUCUCAGCCUUCAGAUGAUGAUGAUACUGCCACGCAUUUCAUCACUCCUACAGUCAUAAAAAUAGGUAUUUUUUUUAAUGCGAAUAUGACAUGCAUUCUCAUCAAAAUGCCUACAUCUCGCAUUAAUUAUUCUCUACAUUACAGUUUACUGCAUCUUCUAUGUUCCACAGUUCCAAGUGUUAGAUAGAGCCCUGGAGCUGAACUUGUUGUGUAUAUAUAUGUUAGGCCCAUUAUUUGAUGCAAACUACUUUGAUUUUUUUGAUCUGAUGACAUUAUUGAGCAGAUUAGUUUUCUUAAUAAUUCAAGCAAAAAUUAGUUUUUUUUUUUA
Messenger RNA from Dendrobium catenatum, 4776 nucleotides. Its product is annotated as Fanconi anemia group J protein homolog. Gene Ontology annotation, cellular component: nucleus. The record is from RefSeq and is a predicted model, not a curated record. Gene Ontology annotation, molecular function: DNA helicase activity; ATP binding; hydrolase activity, acting on acid anhydrides, in phosphorus-containing anhydrides. NCBI's taxonomy places the organism in Eukaryota, Viridiplantae, Streptophyta, Magnoliopsida, Asparagales, Orchidaceae. Gene Ontology annotation, biological process: nucleotide-excision repair; double-strand break repair involved in meiotic recombination. The coding region runs from base 177 to 4415 and encodes 1412 amino acids. The transcript is spliced from 28 exons.